Molecule: messenger RNA, 2421 nt
Organism: Rotaria sordida
Lineage: Eukaryota; Metazoa; Rotifera; Eurotatoria; Philodinida; Philodinidae
Source: the annotation of a GenBank genome assembly
AUGCUACCUCAAAUUGAUAGCAUAUUUGUUUUCAAUUGGGAAAAAUUAGAUCAUGAACAUUUACUUGUUGAACAUUCAAAACUUAUUGGUAUCUAUGAUGAAUUCAAUUUAUUGAGUUUAUCAAUCCAAGAACAAAUCGAUUUUCUCGAUCAACAUUUAGAAACAUUCAGUUUCUUCGAUGAAGAUGAAUAUUUAACAAAAGAUCUAUCAAAACAAACUGCUGAUCUUCUUUGGUUUCAAUUUUAUGAUGAUGUUCUCUUUGAAUUAACACAUAAUGAAGAAGCUAAACAAGAAAUGAUUGAUGCAUGUCGUUCUUAUUAUAAAGACAAUAUUAAAGAAUCAGAAAUGAUUAGGAAGUUUGAAAAUGAAUAUCAAUCAAAAGAAGCUCUUCGAUGGUAUUUGAAAAAAUCAUUUCUUUACAAAAUCAUCAAAAAAGCAUUGAAAAUCAAAGAUUUCAAUCAACUCUAUAUAUUUCGAUAUUUUAUGAAAGAUUUGAGAGAAAAUUUCAUUCGAGAACAUCAAAAAAUGAUUCAAUCUGGUAAAGAAAUAUUAUUAAUCUAUCGAGGAAUAAAAUUAACAAAUGAUCAAAUCGAGAAAUUCCAAGAGAAUGAAGGUAAACUUGUUUCAAUCAAUGGAUUUUUCAGAACAAAUAUUCAUCGUUCAACUGCAUUUAAUCAAGCAAUGAAAUCUUCAAAACAAACUCAUCUCAUUUCUGUUCUCCUAGAAAUUCAAUGCGAUCUAAAACAGCUGAACAACAAUAUCAUUGGUAUUGAUAGUGUUGAUUUUAGUGAAUUUUCAAGUGAAGAACAACAAGAAAUUUUCUUCGAUUCAAAUGUCACUUUUCGAUUGAAAAGUAUGAGAAUGGAAGAAGAUAUGUGGUUUAUUGAAAUGAUUGCAUCAAAUCAAGGUGAAAUUAUCAAAGAAAAAUAUAUAAAAGACUCACAUCGUCAAAUGGAAGGUUUAAGUAUGAGAAUUCUCUUUGGACGAUUGAUGUGUGAUAUGGGUCAAUGGAAUCAAUCACAACAAUUCUUUGAACAUUUAUUGAACAACUCGAAUAGUAACAAUGAAGAUAUUGGAAAGAUUGAAUAUAGUCUUGGUGAAGUUCUUCAAUGGAAAGGAGAAUGGAGUGAAGCACGAAGAUAUUAUGAUCUUGCUUAUGAACGGAUGAUGAAUGUAAAACCAAUACGACUCAAGGAUUCAGCUGAUAUACUGUUCAAUAUUGGUGAGAUUCUUUAUUUAGAAGGAAACUUUGGCAAGAUCUUUGAUAAACAAGCAAAAUCUGAUGAAGCACUUAUCUUUCAUCAACAAGCACUGACAAUGCUCGAAGAAUAUUAUCAAUCUCCUCAUAUUGAUAUCGCUGUUAGCCUUAUGUACAUUGGUAGCAUUCUUAUUCAUCAAAAAAACUACGAUAAAGCUCUAGAUUUCUGUCAACGAGCGAUAUCAAUCUAUACAAGAUAUUAUCCAAAUGGUCAUGUAUACAUCGCUUCCACCCUCAACUACAUCGGUUAUAUUCUCUGUUUCAAAGGCAACUAUGAUGAAGCUCUGAAGAUGUAUGAACGAGCAUUAGCAAUGCAGCAAAAGUAUUAUCCAUCUGGUCAUGUUGAUAUUGCCUUUAGUCUCAAUGAAAUAGGACAUGUUCACUAUGCUCAAGGAAAAUAUAAUGAAGCUCUAUCAUAUUAUGAGCAAGUUCUAGAAAUUCUUCAGAAAUAUUGUUUUUCAGGUCAUGACAAUAUUAUUUGUACUCUAAACAACAUUGGAUAUAUAAAAAAGAAACAAGGAAAGUAUGAUGAAGCUCUUGAUUUUCAUCAACAAGCAUUGACAAUGCAAGAGAAAUUUUAUCCAUCUUAUUAUGCAAACAUUGCUAACACACUCAAUUACAUCUCUAAUGUACUACAUUGUCAAGCAAAAUAUGAUGAAGCUCUAUACUAUUGCCAACGAGCACUAACGAUGCAAGAGAGCUAUUAUCCUUCAGGUAAUGUCUCAACAGCUUCAAGCCUCAACAAUAUUGGCAACAUCCUAUGUGAUCAAGGAAAGUACAAUGAAGCUGUUGAUUUUCUUCGACAAGCACUAUCAACUGUAGAAAAACAUAGUUCACAUGAUCAUUUUUCCAUUACCUUUUAUAUGAACAACAUUGGGAUUAUAUUAUGCAAGCAAGAAAAAUAUCAUGAAGCUCUUGAUUAUCAUCGACGAACACUCGAUAUGCAAGAAAAAUAUUGUCCAUCAUGUGAGCGUGAGAUUACCAACACUCUCAAUUACAUUGGUAAUGUUCUCAUUGGACAAGAAAAAUAUGAUGAAACCUUGAAGUUUUAUCAGCAUGCACUCGAAAUGCAAGAAAAGUAUUAUCCAAAUGGUCAUGUGAAUAUUGCGACAACCCUCAUUAAUAUUGGCACAACAUUUCGUAAACAACAAAAAUUCGAUCAA